AUUGCAAAGCAGCCAAACUGGCCGACAUCGUGUUCAUCAUCGAUGAGUCUGGAAGCAUCGGGACGCCAAAUUUCCAGUUGGUUCGUGCUUUCCUUCACUCCAUCGUGAGCGGCCUGGACGUCGGCCCGAAGAGAGUCCGAGUGGGCAUCAUGAGUUUCGCCGACAGACCCUCAGCGCUUGUUCACCUCAACACCUUCAAUGACAAGAACGAUCUGCUCAAGUUCAUCAAGAUCCUGCCUUACCACGGAGGAGGUACCAACACCAGAGAUGCCUUAGAGUACGCCCGCAAGAGCGUUUUCAUCAAAGAGAAAGGAAGCAGGAAGGACAGGGGCGUCCAGCAGGUGGCGGUGGUGAUCACUGAUGGGGAAUCCCAGUACAACGUUAGCAAGGCAGCAUAUGAAUUACGACGUGAGGGCAUCACCGUUUACGCAGUUGGAGUCAAAGGUGCAAACGAGGACGAGCUGAAACAGAUGGCGUCGUAUCCCACACACAAGCACACGUUUGUGGUGGACGACUUCACGAAGCUGAAGACGCUGGAGCAGACCCUGCAGAAGAGCAUGUGUGUGAACAUCAUCAAGCAAGCAGUCUCAGUCAACACAAGACAAAAGGGCAUCAAAGAAGGCUGCUCACAAACGGAUGAAGCGGACUUCUUCUUCCUGAUCGAUCACUCAGGGAGCAUCUACCCGACCGACUUCAGUGACAUGAAGAAGUUCAUCAUCGAGUUUCUGCACACUUUCCGUAUCGGGCUCGAACACGUUCGCAUGGGGGUCGCAAAAUACGCAGACGCACCAAACUUAGAGUUUGAUCUGACCGCACACUCGGACACCAAGGCCCUGGAGGACGCCGUGUUGAAAAUCCAACAAAAAGGAGGCGGCACUGAGACAGGAAGAGCGCUGAACUUCAUGGGCCCAUACUUUGAACGAGCAGAGGCCUCUCGAGGUCACAAAGUCUCAGAGUACCUGAUUGUGAUCACUGAUGGUAAAUCAUCCGAUGAGGUCAAGAUUCCUGCAGAAAAGCUGCGGGCACAGGGGGUCAAGGUGUACGCCAUCGGGGUGAAAAACGCAGACCAAGAAGAGCUGAGAGAGAUCUCCGGAGACCCCGCAAGGAUGUUCUUUGUCAACAACUUUGAUGCUCUGAAACCCAUCAAGGACAACAUCGUCACAGACAUCUGUUCUCCGGGCGCUUGCAAAGACCAACCUGGCGACCUCAUCUUCUUGAUUGACAGCUCUGGGAGCAUUGAAUACGACGACUACCAGAAAAUGAAAGACUUCAUGAAAUCUGUCAUCGGUAAGUCCAUCAUUGGGCAGAACGACGUGCAUGUGGGUGUCAUGCAGUUCAGCGACCGACAAACGAUGGAGUUCCCCCUCAACUCCUUCUACUCCCAGGAUGAGAUGUUGCAAGCCAUCGGUGACAUGAUCCAGUUUGGUGGGGGCACGCUCACAGGUGAAGCUAUCACUGCAGUGUCGCAGUACUUUGACGUAGCUCGAGGAGGGCGGCCCAACCUGAAGCAGAGGCUGGUGGUGAUCACAGACGGCGAGGCUCAGGAUGAGGUGGAAGGCCCUGCCGCCAGUCUGAGGGCUAAUGGAGUGCUGGUCUACGCCAUCGGAGUGGUGAACGCCAACACCACCCAGCUGCUGGAGAUCAGCGGGACACCAGACAGGAUGUACUCCGAGAGGGACUUUGACGCCCUGAAGGACCUGGAGAGUGAGGUGGCUCUGGAGCUGUGUGAGCCGGACAGAGAUUGUAAGAAGACGGAGAGGGCGGACAUCAUCUUCCUGGUGGACGGCUCCACCAGCAUCGACCUGAUCAAGUUUCGAAGCAUGCAGAAGUUCAUGGAGUCCAUGGUGAAACAGACCACAGUGGGCAAAAACCUGACUCGCUUUGGAGUCAUCCUCUACUCCACCAACCCAAAGUCUAACUUCACCCUGAAGGAGUACGAAACCAAACGAGACAUUCUCAAAGCCAUCUCACAGCUCAAAAACCCGUAUGGAGACACGUACACCGGCAAGGCUCUGGGGUACGCUCUGGACUAUUUUAAAGCUGAACACGGCGGUCGGGCUGAUCUCAAUGUGCCGCAGAUUCUGUUGGUGAUCACAGAUGGGGAUGCAACGGACCGUAACAAUUUAGUUGCUCCAUCCGUGGCGCUGAAAAACAACAAGAUCAACGUGAUCAGUAUCGGCGUGGAAGGAGCCAACAGGACGCAGCUGGAGAUCAUGGCCGGGCACGACAAGUCCAAAGUCUUCCACGUGGAGAACUUUGACGCCCUGGAGGGUCUGUACAAGAACAUCACUCAGGAGCUCUGCGACGUCACCAAUGUGUGUGAAAAACAGAGGGCUGACCUGGUUUUCCUCAUCGAUUACUCCGGCAGCAUCCAACAACAGGACUACACCAUCAUGAAGAACUUCACCACAGAGGUGAUCAGCAGCUUCAAAAUCAGCGAUGAUUUGGUGCGUGUGGGAUGUGCUCAGUUCAGCAGUGAGUUUAAGGACGAGUUUUACCUGAACCAGUGGAACACUUUGGAGACUGCGAGUAAACACAUCCAGAAGAUGAUUCAGUCCGGCGGAGGCACCAACAUUGGCAAAGCUCUGGACGCCAUCAGGGAGUACUUUGAGGCUUCUCGUGGGAGCCGCAGAUCGGAAGGGAUAUCCCAGAAUCUGGUGCUGAUCACAGACGGUGAAUCUCAGGACGACGUGGAGGACGCGGCCAACCGUCUCAGGGAUCUGGGGAUCGAGGUGUUUGCCAUCGGCAUCGGAAACGUCCACGAUCUGGAGCUCCUGCAGAUCACCGGCACACCUGAGAGGCUGUUCACCGUGCAGAACUUUGGCAGCUUGGAGAACAUCAAGAAAAAGGUCGUGAGCACAAUCUGCAAAUCCAAACCUCCCAAAGAACAAUCCAGCUGCAGCAUCGACAUAGUGAUGGGGUUUGACAUCUCCAAAACAGACCGUGCUCCAGGUGAGCUGCUGUUCAGCGGACACACAAAGCUGCAGAGCUUCCUGACUGACAUAGCCCACUAUGUUUCCUCCGUGCCCGGCCUGUGCUGCGUCGGCCCCGCUCCCGUAAGGACCAACAUUGCCUACCACUUGGCGAAUCGAGUCGGGCAAACCCUGUACAGCACAAACGUCGAGCCCUACAGCGAAAACGUGGUGGACAAAGUCAAAGCUCUGGCUCUGGAGCCGACAUACUUCACCUCUGCCAUGCUGAGAUCAUUCGGGGAGAAGAUGAAAACAGAGUCUGGAGCUGGAGUGAAGGUUGUGGUGAUUUUCUCGGACGGACUCGAUGAAGACGUGAUGAAACUGGAGUAUGAGUCCGAGCAGCUGAGAAAGUCGGGUGUCAGCGCUCUGCUGGUGGUAGCUCUGGAGGGAGCGCGUGAUGCCACCCAGCUACAGAUGGUCGAGUUCGGUCGAGGAUUCGGAUACAAGCUUCCUCUGACCAUCGGCAUGCCGAGUGUCGGCAGCACCAUCCUCAAACAGAUCGACUCGGUGUCUGACAGAGAGUGCUGCAACGUCAUGUGCAAAUGUUCGGGGCACGAAGGCAUCCGAGGCUCUCGGGGCCUCCCGGGGUCAAAGGGUGUGUCUGGACAAAAAGGCUUCCCCGGUUUCCCAGGAGACGAGGGCGUGGCUGGGGAGCGAGGCGGUUCUGGACCGAGUGGACCUCAGGGUGUUCAGGGCUGCUCGGGGCUCAGAGGACUAAAGGGCUACAGAGGGAUCCGAGGCAACAGGGGCGAAAACGGAGAGGACGGGCUGAACGGAGUCAACGGAGAACAGGGAGUGACAGGACAAGACGGAGGUCGAGGAGAGAGAGGGAACCCCGGAAACCCGGGCAUCCCAGGUAUCAGAGGGGAGGCGGGGCUUAAGGGACAGCGAGGACUGAGAGGAGAUCCGGGUGAACCGGGUGCUGAUAACACCGCUCCAGGACCCAAAGGAGACGCCGGGAACGCAGGACUGCCGGGACCUCCAGGACAAGAUGGACGGCCCGGUGAGAGUGGAAUCAACGGAAACAUGGGUCCAAAUGGAAGGAGAGGCUCGCCCGGUCAGAAGGGUGCACCUGGAAAGCCAGGAGAAGCAGGCAGCCAAGGCAGCCCCGGAGCUUCAGGUCCACAGGGUCCCAGAGGAGUCCGAGGACCACCCGGACCCAUAGGCCUGUCCGGCCUGCCUGGACCUCAGGGUAUAUCAGGACAGCCUGGAGGCCCGGGUGCAGGAGGACGCCGUGGAGCAAACGGACAGAAGGGCCAACCGGGAGAUCCAGGUGAGAAAGGAGUUCCAGGAUCACAGGGACCGCGAGGGAUGCCGGGUCAGGACGGUAAAGACGGUUAUGGACCUGCAGGAACCAAAGGUGCAAAGGGAGAUCCUGGUUUCCCUGGUUACCCCGGGUUAACGGGUGAAGACGGUCUGAAGGGGUCUAAUGGAUAUCCAGGACGUAAAGGGAACCUAGGCCGAGGCGGGAACUCGGGGCGGCCAGGAGAAUCAGGCAUUCCUGGAGAACUGGGACACCCAGGACACCCGGGUCUCAGAGGUCCUCCUGGAAACAUGGGCACCGAGUGUCAGCUGAUCACCUACAUCAGAGACAACUGUGCAUGCUCUUUUGGUCGUUCCGAGUGUCCGGCCCUCCCCACAGAGCUCGUGUUCGGUCUGGACAUGUCUGAGGACGUGACCCCGGCAGCCUUCGAGCGUCAGCGCACCGCCCUCCUCUCGCUGCUGGAUGACAUCUCCAUCGCCGAGAGCAACUGUCCGACCGGCGCCCGCGUGGCCGUGGUCGGAUACAGCGCCCACACCAAGUACCUGAUCCGCUUCCAUGACUACCGCCGCAAAUCGCAGCUGAUCGAGGCGGUGAAGAACAUCGCCCUGGAGAGGACGGUCAACCGCCGCCAGCUGGGCGGCGUCAUGCGCUUUGUGGGUCAGCACGUCUUCAAACGUGUCCGAGCAGGAUUGAUGAUGAGGAAGGUGGCCGUCUUCUUCUCCGCAGGACCUACGCAGGACACCAACGACGUCGUGACCGCCAUGAUGGAGUACCGCGGCUUCAAAAUUGUCCCAGCUGUCAUCGCUCUGAGGAACGCUCCUGCGAUCAGUCGGGCGAUGGAGGUCGAUGACUCCAGAAACGCCAUCUACGUGAUGGGGAGGGACAUGGCCGCUGACCUCAGGAAGGUCAAGAACUGUGCGAUCUGUUACGACCCGUGCAAGCGUUCAAGCGAGUGCUCCUUCAUCCAGGAGGAGGUGCAGCCUCUGGAGGCCGACAUGGACCUGGUGCUGGUGCUGGACGGCUCCCGGGAGGUGCAGGCUGACGAGUACAGCGGCGCCCAGCAGCUGCUGGCGUCUGUGGUGGAGCAGCUGGCCGUGAGCCCUGAGCCCAGCAGGGCCGGGAGCCAGGCCCGGGUGGCGUUAGUCCAGGUGGGGAGCACCCGGGCUAUGAUGCAGGAGUUUGGCCUGCAGACCUACCAGAACCAGCAGCUGAUGAGGACACACCUGAUACAGCGGUUGCAGCAGCAGGGCGGCUCCUCGGCGCUCGGACUCACGCUGGAGUUUGCCCUGAGGGAGGUGCUCCUGAAGGCCACGCACGCCCGGAGGAAGAAGGUGCUGCUGACCGUGUUGGGCACCAAGACGGCCAACGAGGACAGGGUCUUGCUGCAGUACAUCUCCCAGAAGGCCAAGUGUGAGGGGGUGGCGCUGUUCGUGGUGACGGUGGGCGAGCGCUACAGCCGGACGCAGGUGGAGCAGCUGUGCGCUCUGCCCGUGCAUCAGCACCUGAUCCACGUCAGCAGAAUGAACGCCGAGGAGCAGGGCUUCACCCAACGCUUCCUCAGGGUCUUCAUCUCCACCCUCAACAAGGGAAUCAACACGUAUCCUCCUCCCACUCUGAAACGAACGUGUGACCAGCUGAGAGAACAAGAUGGAGGACAGAAUUUUAACGGUCAGGCGGGGUUCACAGAGAUUGAGGACGUGAGGGAGGAGGAGGAGGAGAGGUUUCAAGAGCACACAGGAGGAAGGACUCAGCAGACCGGCCAGCUGGACAUCAUCGAGACCCUGACCCGAGGCGACAGACAGACAGUAGUGUCUGGAGCUAAUGUCAACGCCCAAUGUCUGCUGCGGGCUGAUACUGGUAUCCAGUGUGAAGACUAUGUCCAAGUGUGGUUCUUUGACAAAGACAUCGGUGCAUGCUCGCCAUUCUGGUUCGGCGGUUGCGGCGGCAACGCCAACCGCUUUAAAACGGAAAAUGAAUGUUUCCUGACGUGUGGCAUCCAUAAUCCAGACUUCCUGCCCAAACCAGAGCUGGUCAACUUCGCCUCCAAAGACGCCUGUUUCCAGCCUCAGAACCAGGGCGACUGUCAGAACUACACCAUGGUGUGGUUCUUUGACACCGAGCAGAACGAGUGCUCGCGCUUCUGGUACGGAGGCUGCGGCGGCAACGGGAACCGCUUCAAGACUCAGGAGGCGUGCGAGAGCCUGUGUCUGCUGAAGAGCCGGUGAAGAGGAGGGGCGAGCGAGCAGGAGCGAGGAGGAGGAGAAAAACACCGCUGUACACCCGACACACCACAACAGAGCCUUAGAAUAAAACACAUGCAUGUUCAAGAACCAAACUUUAUCGACAGCUCAGUGAUGACGGACGCCUUCAGGGAAAACGUUUGACUCUCUUCACCAAACACGUAAACAGAAACAUGUUGAACUCUGACGCUGUCACAAUUCUUUACUCCACAUCGGGUGCUACUUUCAUGAAGUGUGUGUGGGGGGGGGGUGGGGGGGGGGUUGUUUAUGAAUGUUUUUAUUUAGACUCGACAUGAAUGUUUGAAGGAAUGGCAUUAAAGUGUGUUUCUGUAAAACAACUUGUUUUUACAUAACUGAAGAGAAAAGAUCGAUCGGACUUGUUAUGAGUGUCGGUGCAGCGAGCUAAAUGUACUUGUUAUGUAAGACAUCGCAUCUCGUUUGAAGACACUUGAAGCUCCCGUCUUCUCCUCAAGUCGUCAGUCUGUCAAACCUAGUAGAAAAACCUCCUCGUUUAUCUGAUCUCAUUUCACUGUCUGUCUCUUUAAGGCCCGCCUCCCCUUGCACAUAUCAAUUGGGGGGGGAGGCUCCAACCAAC
This is a messenger RNA of Labrus bergylta (ballan wrasse), 7071 nucleotides long. The record is from RefSeq and is a predicted model, not a curated record. NCBI's taxonomy places the organism in Eukaryota, Metazoa, Chordata, Actinopteri, Labriformes, Labridae.